Equus quagga is the source of this 3995-nucleotide messenger RNA. RefSeq names its product N-deacetylase and N-sulfotransferase 2 (gene NDST2). Gene Ontology annotation, cellular component: Golgi apparatus. The record is from RefSeq and is a predicted model, not a curated record. The transcript is spliced from 16 exons. Gene Ontology annotation, molecular function: heparan sulfate N-sulfotransferase activity; deacetylase activity. The coding region runs from base 833 to 3487 and encodes 884 amino acids. Lineage: Eukaryota; Metazoa; Chordata; Mammalia; Perissodactyla; Equidae.
GCGGGGCGCGGAGCCGGCCGUCUCGGAGGCCGUGGUGCGUCUCAGCGCUGCCGAAGGUCCUUCGGCUGCCCGACUCCUCGGCCGCGCGGCUGCCAGGCCCAGAGGCGGAGGGAACGCGAGGGGGCACCACGAGCGGCGGCGCGCCGCCUCCCCCAGGUGGAAGCGGUGGUUGGGCCCAGCUGCGGCGGAGCGUUUGCUCGGAGAUGGCGGAGCCGCCGCGACGCGGCCCGAGGCCCCGAGAGCUGGGAAGCCGGGCAGCCCCGGGACGUGGCGGAGCCCGGGGACAGCGGGGACGCCGCCCAGUCCGCCGGGUACGAAGCUAAAAUGCAGUGGUUAAGAGCAGGGCUAUGGAGCUUGACAGGCCUGACUUUGAAUCCCAGUUCCUUCACUGACUGAGCUGUGUGAUCCUGGGCAAAUUACUAAGCUUCUCUGGACGCCAAAUUACUCAUAUGAGCUUUUUUUUGGAGAACAAAUCAUCCUGUGAGCAGGAGAUAGUGAGGGCAAAGAUUGUGAACUUUGCUGACCUCUGACGUGAGGAGCUCAGCUAGGACUGAAGGUGGAGCCUGGCUAGAUUUGCAUCCUGAAGCCAUGGGCCAGUGGGCCAUGGUGACCUGAGACCAAUGGACUCUGUCCACUUGCCCCCUGUUGCCCUGUCUACCUCCCCUACCCUAUUCUAAGGGGACUAGUCUCCACCUCUUCAGGGAACUGACCUUGCAGGAAUCCCUUUCCCCUAUUUUUCCAUCCUUCCACUCUCCCAAGAGAGCCCCAGCCUAUAGAACUCCUACUUCCCAUCCCCUGAGGUGGUCCCCGUUCCUCCGUCCGCUCCCCCGCCAUGCUCAAGCUGUGGAAGGUGGUACGCCCAGCUCGGCAGCUGGAACUGCACCGCCUCAUACUGCUGCUGAUCGCUUUCAGUCUGGGCUCCAUGGGCUUCCUGGCUUACUAUGUAUCUACCAGCCCCAAGGCCAAGGAACCCUUGCCCCUGCCCUUGGGAGACUGUAGUAGUAGUGGUGGGGCAGCUGGCCCUGGCCCUGUACGGCCUCCACUCCCACCCCGGCCCCCGAGGCCUCCAGAGACAGCUCGAACGGAACCUGUGGUCCUUGUGUUUGUGGAGAGUGCAUACUCACAGCUGGGGCAGGAGAUUGUGGCCAUCUUGGAGUCUAGUCGUUUUCGUUACAGCACUGAGCUGGCACCUGGCCGAGGGGACAUGCCUACACUGACUGAUCAUACCCGUGGCCGCUACGUCUUGGUCAUUUAUGAGAACUUGCUGAAAUAUGUCAACCUGGAUGCCUGGAGUCGGGAACUGCUAGACCGGUACUGUGUGGAGUAUGGUGUGGGCAUCAUUGGCUUUUUCCGAGCACAUGAGCAUAGCCUACUGAGUGCCCAGCUCAAGGGCUUUCCCCUUUUUCUACACUCAAAUUUGGGGCUCCAGGACUACCAAGUGAAUCCUUCUGCCCCGCUACUGCAUCUCACACGCCCCAGCCGCCUGGAGCCUGGGCCCCUGCCUGGUGAUGACUGGACCAUUUUCCAGUCCAAUCAUAGUACAUAUGAACCAGUGCUUCUUGCUAGCCUUCGGCCAGCUGAGCCCCCCAUGCCAGGAGUGGUGCCUCGCCGGGCCCACCUUCCCACUGUGGUACAGGACCUGGGGCUUCAUGAUGGCAUCCAGCGAGUGCUCUUUGGCCAUGGCCUCUCCUUCUGGCUUCACAAACUUGUUUUUGUCGAUGCUGUUGCAUACCUCACUGGCAAGCGCCUCUGCCUGGACCUUGACCGCUACAUCUUGGUAGACAUCGAUGACAUCUUUGUGGGCAAGGAAGGUACCCGCAUGAAGGUGGCUGAUGUUGAGGCUCUGUUGACCACCCAGAACAAACUCAGGACCUUAGUCCCCAACUUCACCUUCAACUUGGGCUUCUCGGGCAAGUUCUAUCAUACUGGGACAGAGGAGGAGGAUGCAGGGGACGACAUGCUGCUGAAGCACCGCAAAGAGUUCUGGUGGUUCCCCCACAUGUGGAGCCACAUGCAGCCACACCUGUUCCACAAUCGCUCCGUGCUGGCUGACCAGAUGAGGCUCAACAAACAGUUUGCUCUGGAGCAUGGGAUUCCCACGGAUCUGGGGUAUGCUGUGGCCCCCCACCACUCGGGCGUGUACCCUAUCCACACGCAGCUCUAUGAGGCCUGGAAAUCUGUGUGGGGCAUCCAGGUGACCAGCACUGAGGAGUAUCCCCAUCUCCGCCCUGCCCGCUACCGCCGUGGCUUCAUUCACAAUGGCAUUAUGGUGCUGCCACGGCAGACAUGUGGCCUCUUCACUCACACAAUCUUCUAUAAUGAGUACCCUGGAGGCUCUCGUGAACUAGACCGGAGCAUCCAAGGUGGAGAGCUCUUUCUGACGGUGCUGCUUAAUCCGAUUAGCAUCUUUAUGACGCAUCUGUCCAAUUAUGGAAAUGAUCGCCUGGGCCUGUACACCUUUGAGAGCCUGGUGCGCUUCCUCCAGUGCUGGACACGGCUGCGUCUACAGACCCUUCCUCCAGUCCCUCUUGCACAAAAGUACUUUGACCUCUUCCCUCAAGAGCGAAGCCCCCUUUGGCAGAAUCCCUGUGACGACAAGAGACACAAAGAUAUAUGGUCCAAGGAGAAAACCUGUGAUCGGCUCCCCAAGUUCCUCAUUGUGGGACCCCAGAAGACAGGGACCACAGCUAUUCACUUCUUCCUGAGCCUGCACCCAGCUGUGACCAGCAGCUUCCCCAGUCCCAGCACCUUUGAGGAGAUUCAGUUCUUCAACGGCCCUAAUUACCACAAGGGCAUUGACUGGUACAUGGACUUCUUUCCUGUCCCUUCCAAUGCCAGCACUGAUUUCCUCUUUGAAAAAAGUGCUACCUACUUUGAUUCAGAGGUUGUACCACGGCGGGGGGCUGCCCUCCUGCCACGAGCUAAAAUCAUCACUGUGCUCACCAACCCUGCUGACAGGGCCUACUCCUGGUACCAGCACCAGCGAGCACAUGGAGACCCAGUUGCUCUGAACUAUACCUUCUACCAGGUGAUUUCAGCCUCUUCCCAGGCCCCUCUGGCACUUCGCUCCCUGCAGAACCGCUGUCUUGUCCCUGGCUACUAUUCCACCCAUCUACAACGCUGGCUGACUUACUACCCCUCUGGACAGUUGCUGAUUGUGGAUGGGCAAGAGCUGCGUACCAACCCAGCUGCCUCAAUGGAGAAUAUCCAGAAGUUCCUGGGUAUCACACCCUUUCUGAACUACACACGGACCCUCAGGUUUGAUGAAGAUAAGGGAUUCUGGUGCCAGGGACUUGAAGGCGGUAAGACUCGCUGUCUAGGCAAGAGCAAAGGCCGGAGGUACCCAGAUAUGGACACUGAGUCCCGCCUUUUCCUUGUGGAUUUUUUCCGGAACCACAACUUGGAACUGUCGAAGCUGCUGAGCCGGCUUGGACAGCCAAUGCCCUCAUGGCUUCGGGAAGAACUGCAGCAUUCCAGUCUGGGCUGAUGUUCCAGCAUCCUGUACCAGCAAAAAGCCCCUGCUUCCCUGAGGCACAAGCCCAGAGCAGGGCCCACAAGGGGUAUGAGAGUGGCCUGGCCCCUCCCCCUUCUACCUCAGUGGCCCCCAGGCCUGGGAUGGCUAAGAAGGGAAGGGCAUCCCUUUCCCAUAGCUAUGGGGUCUAAUAAAGGGGCUUCCCUUGAUACCCCACAUCAUGGUACUAGGCACCUUCAACCCAUGGUCUUAGAAGGUGGGAAGGAAUGAGAGGGUCCAGGCAGGGUGUAGAGGAACGUCUUAAUCCAAUGAUUUCCCUCUUCAUCCCCAGCAGUGUAUGUAUUUAUACCUGACUAUGGGAGGGACCCCUUACUGUGGGAUCAAUGGGAUCUACCUGUGGCCUGGCCUCCCUAUGUCAUUCACAUUGAAUGGGGAUGAGGUCGGACAGUGGCUCAUAGAGCUGAGUAUGAGCCCUAGCUGUGGGCUAGAAAUGUCCUUAAUAAACAUCCUUAUUUUUCUGUUU